Morus notabilis is the source of this 4071-nucleotide messenger RNA. Its product is annotated as probable manganese-transporting ATPase PDR2. Gene Ontology annotation, molecular function: ATP hydrolysis activity; P-type ion transporter activity; ATP binding. Gene Ontology annotation, cellular component: endoplasmic reticulum membrane. The coding region runs from base 256 to 3780 and encodes 1174 amino acids. Lineage: Eukaryota; Viridiplantae; Streptophyta; Magnoliopsida; Rosales; Moraceae. The transcript is spliced from 22 exons. Gene Ontology annotation, biological process: intracellular calcium ion homeostasis. The record is from RefSeq and is a predicted model, not a curated record.
UUGCCGACCGACUUCAUAUCAAGGGUUUAGUGUUUGAAAACGAUGUUAAGUGAAAGAGACGGACGAACAGGCCCUAAAGGCUCGAGGAGUGGAGAGGAGAGGAUCCCUUUCUCUUUCUUCAAGUGAGUCCUCCAAAACGAGGUUAGUUUUGCUUUGCCUUUCCUCGUUUCUUUCCCAGUCCCAGUCCUCACUCCUCCUCUUCAGAUUACACCGACAAACAAAGGCAGAGGCAGAGGCAGAGGCAGAAGGGGAAAGAUGUUGAAAUACGAAGUUGGAGGAAAAGUGAUGGAAAGAGUUGAAUUGUUGAGGAAGAAGCAGUGGGGAUGGCGUUUGGAUGUUUGGCCGUUCGCCAUAAUUUAUGGAGUUUGGAUGACCACCAUUCUUCCUUCCUUAGACUUUGUCGACGCUUGCAUUGUUGUUGCUGCUUUUCUUUCCCUUCACAUUCUGGUCUUCCUUUUCACGGCUUGGUCCGUUGAUUUCAAUUGUUUCGUCCACUUUUCUAAGGUUAAUGAUAUUCAUGAAGCGGAUGCCUGCAAAAUAACCCCGGCUAAAUUCUCCGGUUCUAAAGAAGUCGUGCCACUUCAUUUCCGCAAUCGACUCGGAGGUUCUUCAUCCUCAGGAGAUCAAGAAGAGAUUUACUUUGAUUUUAGAAAGCAACGUUUCAUCUAUUCAAAAGAGAAGGAGACCUUUUGCAAGCUUCCUUAUCCUACAAAAGAAGCAUUUGGAUACUACCUGAAAAGCACUGGUCACGGAACCGAAGCUAAAGUUGCUGCAGCCACUGAUAAAUGGGGACGGAAUGUAUUUGAGUAUCCGCAGCCUACGUUCCAAAAAUUAUUGAAAGAACACUGCAUGGAACCCUUCUUUGUAUUUCAGGUGUUUUGCGUGGGGCUCUGGUGUUUGGAUGAGUAUUGGUAUUACAGUUUGUUCACACUAUUCAUGUUGUUUAUGUUCGAGUCAACAAUGGCAAAAAGUAGGUUAAAGACGCUAACUGAGCUGAGACGCGUUAGAGUAGAUAACCAGACACUAAUGGUGCAUCGUUGUGGAAAGUGGGUGAGGCUUUCGGGGACUGAUCUUUUGCCCGGGGAUGUUGUCUCCAUUGGCCGCUCGUCUGGUCAAACUGGAGAGGAUAAGUCUGUACCAGCAGAUAUGCUUAUAUUAGCUGGUAGUGCUAUUGUCAAUGAAGCAAUUCUCACUGGAGAGUCAACGCCACAGUGGAAGGUUUCAGUUAUGGGUAGAGGAACUGAGGAGAAGUUAUCAGUUAAGCGAGACAAAGGCCAUGUUUUAUUUGGUGGGACAAAAAUUUUGCAGCAUACACCAGAUAAGAGCUUCCCUCUGAAGACUUCUGAUGGUGGCUGUGUUGCUGUUGUUCUAAGAACUGGGUUUGAAACAAGUCAAGGAAAACUGAUGCGAACAAUUUUAUUUUCUACGGAGAGGGUUACUGCUAAUAGCUGGGAAAGUGGGCUGUUUAUCUUGUUCUUAGUUGUAUUUGCAGUAAUAGCUGCUGGUUAUGUUCUCAAAAAGGGGCUAGAGGAUCCAACUAGAAGCAAGUACAAGCUUUUUCUUAGCUGUUCACUCAUUAUUACUUCUGUAAUUCCUCCCGAGCUGCCAAUGGAAUUAUCUAUAGCCGUGAAUACGUCUCUGAUUGCACUGGCACGGCGUGGAAUAUACUGCACAGAACCUUUCCGUAUUCCAUUUGCUGGGAAGGUUGAUAUAUGUUGUUUUGACAAAACUGGAACACUUACAUCAGAUGACAUGGAGUUCUGUGGUGUUGUUGGGUCAAAUAGUAGUAUGGACUUAGAAUCAGACACAGCCAAAUUGCCUGCUCGCACGGUGGAGAUCCUGGCUUCUUGUCAUGCGUUAGUUUUUGUUGAUAACAGGCUGGUUGGUGAUCCUCUUGAGAAGGCUGCACUUAAGGGGAUUGAUUGGACAUACAAAUCUGAUGAGAAAGCCAUGCCAAAGAGGGGAAGUAGUCAUGCUGUUCAGAUUGUCCAGAGACACCAUUUUGCUUCACACUUGAAAAGAAUGGCAGUUGUUGUUCGUAUUGAGGAGGAAUUUUUUGCCUUUGUCAAGGGCGCCCCAGAAACUAUUCAGGAUAGGCUUACGGAUAUUCCUUCAUCAUAUGUUGAAACCUACAAGAAGUAUACACGGCAAGGAUCCCGUGUUCUGGCUCUUGCGUUCAAGUCCCUUCCAGACAUGACAGUCAGCGAAGCUAGAAGCUUGGACAGGGAAGUAGUGGAGAACGGCCUCACAUUUGCUGGUUUUGCGGUAUUUAACUGUCCAAUCAGAGCAGAUUCAGCUACUGUCUUGUCUGAACUGAAGGGUUCAUCACAUGACUUGGUGAUGAUUACUGGUGACCAAGCGUUGACAGCUUGUCAUGUUGCUAGUCAAGUGCAUAUUGUAUCAAAGUCAGCAUUGAUUCUUUCUCCAGGAAGGAAUGGUGAAGGCUACGAGUGGGUAUCUCCAGAUGAGAAAGAUAGGAUUCCCUUCAGUGAGAAAGAGGUUGAAGCUUUAUCAGAGACCCAUGAUCUCUGUAUCGGAGGUGACUGCAUGGAGAUGUUGCAGCAGACCGGUUCUACUCUACGAGUCAUUCCAUUCGUGAAGGUAUUUGCAAGAGUUGCUCCAGAGCAAAAAGAACUCAUCAUGACCACUUUUAAAACUGUGGGAAGAAUAACCUUGAUGUGUGGGGACGGAACCAAUGACGUUGGAGCUCUAAAGCAGGCAAAUGUAGGAGUUGCCUUAUUGAACGCUGUGCCUCCAGCUCAAAUGGGAAAUUCACAAUCAGAAACAUCUAAAGAUGAAAGUGGAAAGGCUGUAAAGAUAAAGAAAUCAAAACCUGCUUCUGAGGCAGCAGGUAAAUCUAGUGGUUCUACCAACAACUCAACUAGUAACCGUCACUCUCUGGCAUUAGAGAGACAGCAAAAGCUAAAGAAAUUGAUGGAGGAGCUAAAUGAGGAAGGCGACGGUCGUGCCCCCAUUGUCAAGCUUGGCGAUGCCUCGAUGGCCUCGCCGUUUACAGCAAAGCAUGCAUCAGUCGCCCCAACCACUGACAUAAUUCGCCAGGGUCGCAGUACUCUAGUGACCACCCUCCAGAUGUUCAAAAUACUCGGACUCAAUUGCCUCGCUACAGCAUAUGUUUUGAGUGUCAUGUAUUUGGAUGGCGUCAAGCUUGGUGACGUGCAGGCUACCAUUAGUGGUGUAUUUACUGCAGCCUUUUUCCUGUUUAUCUCACAUGCCCGCCCACUUCCGACCCUUUCAGCCGAACGACCGCACCCCAAUAUUUUUUGCUCCUAUGUGUUCCUCUCUCUAUUAGGACAGUUUGCGAUCCAUCUAUUCUUCUUGAUCUCCUCGGUGCAAGAGGCAGAGAAAUACAUGCCUGACGAAUGUAUCGAACCAGACUCGAAUUUUCAUCCCAACCUAGUGAACACAGUUUCAUACAUGGUGAACAUGAUGCUUCAGGUGGCUACUUUUGCUGUCAACUACAUGGGACAUCCCUUCAACCAGAGCAUCUCGGAAAACAAGCCCUUCUUGUAUGCCCUCUUGUCUGCUGUUGGCUUCUUUGUAGUAAUCACUUCCGAUCUGUUUAGAGGCUUGAAUGACAGCUUGAAGCUAGUGCCUUUGCCAGAAGGAUUGAGAAAUAAGUUAUUGGGUUGGGCUUUUGUGAUGUUUCUAGUUUGUUACUCGUGGGAGAGAUUGCUGCGGUGGGUAUUCCCGGGUAAAAUUCCGGCAUGGAAGAAGCGACAACGUCUUGCUGCGGCUAAUUUAGAGAAGAAACAUGUCUGAGUGAGUUGGGAAAUAGAGGACCAUAUAAGUUAUAACAAUGCCUAUGCGUGGCGGCGGCUCAAAAGCAUUUGCAGAGGUUCAAACGUCUCAAAUUCUUUACCACCUUUUUUUUUUUUUUAAAUGUGGGAAACUUGGUAUUUUGUCCAAAUCAUUUUAGUUUUAAAAUGGGGGAUUUUUGCGGCUGGUGUAGUGCCUGCUAAAACAUUGUUAUUUUUUUUGGUUGGUUACUUGUAACUCAAUUAUUUCGACCUAUAAGUAGGAAUCGCAGAAUUUUGUCUAUCAAUGAGUUCA